AUGUACGAUGAAGUACAUCAUGUGAAGGAUAUCAGCAUGAGCAUGAGUUUGUGUGAUGGGGAAGAAAUCUCAUGCGCUGAAGAAAAUAAUUGCAACGACAUUGAAGUAAAUUCUGAGGAAAGCGGCAUAGAUGAACCAAUUUCUGACAAUGAUAAAUGCAAGGAUAUCUUAAAUAUUAUCAACGUUGCACCUGAGAAAACUGGCUACGUCGUUUGUGAACUAUGCAACGCCAUCAUCAACACCGAUAUGAGCCUGCACAUCGUUCACGAGCACUCCGAAGCGUAUGAGGCCCACCCCAUUCUAACAAAGUGUGCAGAAUCCUUCCCAGAGAUGCUUGACUUUGGUAAUUUCGUAUACAAUUCCGUAUACUCCACGAGUCUCAACGAAAACAUGUUUCGCAUUAUGCAGAACACUUGCGAACAGUUAAAUAACAUCCAAAUGGAUAAGUAUUAUGUGUUUCCUUACGGCAGCUGUGUUUCCUUGGGGUGUUGGGAUGGAAUGUCCGACGGAGAUUUUGCGCUGAUUUCCAAGGCUAGUCUGGAAAAACAGAAGGAAGAAACGAAGAAGACUGUUAUAAGACAAUCAUUGUUGUAUCUCAUGAAAAAACUACGUGGAAUUGGAUUCAAGUUUCAAGAGCUGGAGGGAGUCUUUGGUGCUCGUGUGCCUGUCGUUCGGCGGAAGUGUGCGGUAAACCGACCUUACACGAGAAGCCUCAAUGCUUCAUCUUACAUUAUUGAAUAUCACUUCAAAGACAACAAGGCACACGCACACUUUGUCACGAGGUUUAAUUCAAUAAUCGAGGAUGACUAUCACGGAGUGAAUAUCAAAGAAAAGGAUUCGAGAAAGCUCAAGGAAGUGUACAGAUUCGGAAAAGGAGUUGAUGCGAUAAGAUUGUUCACUCAGAAGGAAGGUAUGGGCGUCUCGAAAUGUUGGAGCCACGAGGGUGAGCGACCAGAAAUUUUUUCGAUCGAUUUUGAUAUCACCUGUAACAUUAAAGGAGUUCGUAACAGCUGGUUCUUGCGUCAGUACUUCGCUCAGAAUUCUCUUUUCCGCAUUGGUGCCCUCUUCCUCAAAAAGUGGAGCAAACAGUGUGGGAUUAACAACUCAAGGAGAGGGUAUCUCACAAGCUACGCUAUCAAUGUGAUGUGGGUGUACUUCCUCCUCCGUUCUGGGCAUGCCGAGUUUGUGGACCCUCUGAAGGUAUCCGAAUUCCCGACCGAGUCUCAAUUGUCUGUAACGUACAUGCCACUCUGGGAGCGCUACGCCGAGGAUGAUCACACGGAAUAUAUCAGCAGACUUGGAAAAUUACUGUUCAGUUUUUUUGAAUUCUAUACGUGGUUCGACUGGGAGCGACACGUGAUAUCUAUCCGCAAGGACUGCAGUGAUGCCAAAAACAUCUCCACCAAGGUGGAUUUCGGGUGGGAGAAAUCCCGGGAUGUGGAUUUGAUCAAGUUAAAAGAUCGCAUUUUCCACGGCAUCUGCAUUGACGACCCGUAUGAGAAGGACCUGAACCUAGGUCGCCACCUUUCUCCUAUGAAGGCGAGCUGGACGGUGAAGCAAAUUCGGGCCGCCUACGGGCUCUGCCAUCAGAUGAGCUUGCAUCCUGGUUCUUUCGGUGGGGGUCUCGGUUACAGCCUCCUUUUGGAUCCGCUUUUAGAGAAGUACGAGGAGGUCCUGCGCGUCGCGAUGUAUCGCCACCUGGUUGGAAGCGCCACGGGUGGGAUGGAUACUGUCGGGAAUCUGCGCAAAGCACUGAAGGCGGCGCAUGGGGAGGCGCUCGCGGGGUACGAGAUGCAUCAUCGACUAAGCGAUUUGUGGUUCGACGUUGACCAGAUGAUCGAGGAUGAAGGAUGCCUGAUCGCAUGCCCUUCCAAAAGACUCUUUGAAUCACCGCGGCAGCAUCCCCUGUCGAAGGCGGCGGAUCCCCAAGGCAACAAAAUCUGGGCUGCAUUCAGUGAAGUUCUCAAAGUGCCUCCAAAGGGCAUUACCGCCAACGAUCGUGUUGUCUUUUUGGCAAAUUCAGAUUUUUAUUACAGCAUAUCGAACACAGACACUCUGUCUUCUGAAAUUAGCAUCAAUAAUCGUGAAGACAACACUGACCAUGAUAAAGCAAAGAAUAAUAGGUCUAAAAAUAAAGUGAAAUCGCGGCCUCAGCUUUCCAUGAGCUCAUGGUCGAAAGAGCUUUCCCGACGUGUUUCACAAGCUAAGGGAAUUUUCCAGAAUGCGUUGGAAAAUCUAAACCCAUGUACGCCGAAAGGAGAGAAAGAUGUACUCGGACUGGAGCUCGUGUACCCAUUUGAUGAUCCACUCGUUCGCCUGCAGUUUUUUUGCGUCGGUACUCGUGCUUUUCCGACAUACCAUGCGCGAAAUCAAAUGCUGGAGCACUUAAAUGCCGUUGCACGCACACUGCAAAAAGAUGAAACACGGACCCAAAUUGAGAGUAUUAUGGAUAAAGAGAUCAUUCCUGUAUCAGAUGCACAAGCGUCAAAGCAGAAUGGUGGGAAAAAGAAUAAUACCACACCUAAACUAGCCUACAAGGAAGGGUAUCGGAAACGCAUGCUAGAAGCAGUAAGCGCACUGAUACAAGCAGAUGCCAAUAAUAAGCUGAAUACCAAGAUGGUUACAAACAUUUUAUCCUCAGGUUAUUAUGUCACACAGCCAGUUGACCCGCAGAGAACGAAAGGAAAGUCUAAUAAAAACGAAUCUUGGUCGGCUACCAAGAACCUUCUGAAUCUGACUGUUAACAAAACAGGAUAA
Molecule: messenger RNA, 2757 nt
Organism: Phytomonas sp. EM1
Lineage: Eukaryota; Euglenozoa; Kinetoplastea; Trypanosomatida; Trypanosomatidae
Source: the annotation of a GenBank genome assembly